Messenger RNA from Petromyzon marinus (sea lamprey), 1932 nucleotides. RefSeq names its product guanylate-binding protein 1-like. Lineage: Eukaryota; Metazoa; Chordata; Hyperoartia; Petromyzontiformes; Petromyzontidae. Gene Ontology annotation, molecular function: GTPase activity; GTP binding. The record is from RefSeq and is a predicted model, not a curated record.
GCCUUAAUCCGGCCCUGGUCCACGCACUCGCUACACUACUCCGUUAAACACGGAAACGCCGCGCCAAAGUUGCUCAAUUUCCCGUAAUAGGCGUGGCAUCUCUCUCUCUGUGUGUGUGCCUCACCUGACUGAGCACACUGCACAGUCUCGCCUUUGUACGAGCAGAGCACAACCAGACGCAGCACGGCACCAGAAGCAGCAGUAGUACCACCACAGAAUCAGUGGCAGCAGCAGCAGCAGCACACCAUGGCGGUGGACGAGUACGCGAAGGGCCCGCUGGUCCUGCUGGAGUCGGACGAGGAGAUGAAGUUCAGGGUGAACCGGGAAACCGCCGCGGUGCUGUCUGCCAUAGACAAGCCCCUGGUGGUGGUGGCCAUCGCAGGCAGAUACCGCACGGGCAAGUCCUACCUCCUCAACCGCCUGGCGGGAGGGGGCGACUCAGGCUUUGCUCUGGGACACAGCGUGCGUGCACACACGCGAGGAAUCUGGGUCUGGCCGCUUCCCCACCCGCGUGAUGACAGCAAGUGCCUGCUGCUGCUGGACACUGAAGGCCUGGGCGACAUCAACAAGGGAUCGUGUGAUCAUGACACUUGGCUGUUUGUGAUGUCCAUUCUCCUGAGCUCCACGCUGGUGCUCAACGCGAUGAGGACCCUCGAUAAAGACAGCUUCGAACUGCUGCACUUCGUUUCGAACAUGGCCGAGCACGUGAAUAUGAAGAUCCACGGGAGUCCAAGCGCCGGCGAUGACCAGGAGGAAGUCAACUACAAGACAAUCUUCCCAGUGUUUGUGGUUUGUAUCAGGGACAGCUUGUCGACCUCUGAAGACACCGAGAGCUCCUGCUCUGCAGAUGAGUUCAUGGAGGAAUGCCUGCAGAAUGGCAAGAAAUCUUCGGAGUUCAAGGAGACCUGUGAGAUGUUGUGCAAAUAUUUCACGGAGAGAAAGUGCUUCAUGUUCCCGAUGCCAGCACAAAUGCUCAAAUUUACCAAGCUGAAGGAUUUACCCGAUGAUAAGUUGAACCCAGAAUUCGUGGAGACGCUCAAGGAUUUUGAAAACUACGUUCUCGGAGAGGGAAGAGUGAAACACAUCAACAAGGCAGUGCUCCGAGGCCCCCAAUUCGUUCAGAUAGUGGAGCAAUACGUGACAGCUCAGCACAGUGGCGCCGUGCCCUCUAUCGAGGAUGCGCUGGGGAAUGCGGUCAAGUCGAGCAAUGAGAAGGCCAUGGGGGACGCCCUGGAGAUCUACACGAAGGGCAUGGAGUCGCUCGACAUGGAGCUCCCAAUGGAUUUGUUUGAGCUGGAGCAUCACCACAAAGGAUGCAUGGAGAUGGCAGUGAAGCAUUUCCAUGAGAAAUCAGUGCUCGACCGUGAAUUCACCCAUCAGAAAAUCUGCAUGGCAAAGCUUGUCAUGGAGCGAGAUUCUUGGAUCAAGAAGAACGGAGAUGUCUCGUUGACGAAGUGCGAUGGAUGCCUGCACGAGCUGUUCAAGCCGCUCAAGGAACGCGUGGACAAAGGCGAGUUCAAGCAUCCUGGUGGCGCCAAGGAGCUGAAGAUGGAGAUGGAAGUGAUCAAACGGAAGUAUAAGGAGACACCGGGACUCGGAGACCAGGUUGACAUUGCGUUGGAAGUCUUCCUGGAGACAUUCGAAGAAUGGUUGAAGAACCACCGUGAAGUUGUGGAGGAAGGCGCGGAAGGAGCCCUGCAAAUUUAUGACAAACAUGGCCAUGAGGUUGUGCUUAAGAAGCAACUUCAUGAUGGUGCUAAAGCACAGGCUGUGGAGGACCUGGCAAAGGUGAACGAGGAGGCGUUUUCCUUGAAGAUGAAGGUGGAUGAAAAGGAAACCGGCAUGGACAUGGCAGCUGAACUGAGUUCCCAACAGUCAGCGCUGCAGAUAUUCUUGAAGAAAUUUGCGAUAGGACGUAUCAGGUUGAGCUAA